UGUGUGAAAACAGACGACGCGUUGUUUUGUUUUUACUUUCUCUCGAGCCUUCAAUGAAGUGUCGAAGUGUCAGUUGCUGCCGCGUGCUGUUGUCUUUUGUUGUCUUACUAGUUGUAUGUUAAUAACAUUAAAAUAUAAUGUAUUAUUUUUCGUACAUGUUGUUAUUUCUUAUGGUAUUUCUAGAUUUUUCCGAAGAACAACAACAUGUUAAUUGGUUUGAAAAUUUGCCAGCAGUUGCGAUGGAUUACAAAGUUCAUAUAGAUCCUGGUAAAGAAGAUUGCUACUUUCAAUAUGUGAAUCCUGGUGCUACGUUCUACGUUAGUUUUCAGGUGCUACGAGGAGGUGAUGGCAUGGCAGGGUUUGCGGUGAGACAUCCCAAUGGCCAGAUCGUUCACCCAUACCAGUGGCGGGCACACUCUGACUACCAGGACCACCAGUCCACCGGUGGCUACUACAGUGUGUGUAUCGACAAUCAGUUCUCACGUUUUGCUGACAAACUGGUCAAUCUAUAUAUUUCCGUUUUAAGAUAUGACCAAUGGGACCAGUACACAAAAGGAGAGAUGACGGAGCUCAAUGUUAGCGUUGAGAAUUUCACAUCAGCGAUAAUGACGGUGGAACGGAACAUCAACGAGAUGCUGCAACAUCAGAACCACCUGCGGGGUACUGAAGCCAGAGACUACAACCUGAUCUCAGAUAACAACAACUACGUGCUCAACUGGUCUCUGGUUCAGAUCAUGGUGAUAGUUGGCACCACUGUGCUGCAGGUGCACUUUGUCCGACGACUCUUCGAGGUUAAGCCCGGCAAGCCGCGUGUGUAGACCACGUAAGAUUUGGCACAUACUCGCAAAAAAUAGUACUCACUUGGAAAUCCUGAUUUCUUUGUAACUUCUGUGAUCAUAACACAGUACUCAAGUACUGUUAUGAUUCAAGUUGGAUUUAAAAUCCGAAGUACUUUGUCAUUUGAAUUGAUUUGAUCAGCAGUUAUAGUUAUAUGAGAAUAUAAAAUGAUUAUGGAUACAACGAUGUACGUAAUUAAACAUGCAUUUUUAUUUGCCAGUUUUGUAAUGUUAAAACCACAGAAAAAAAAACCAUGUCUACUUAUUGAACAGAUAGAACUAAAAUAUUGUAUUCAAUACUUAAAGAAAACACUGUGAAAUGUCAACAUGUUGUGUUGACUGUAAAAUAAUGUACAUAAUAUAUUUUAUGUAUUUUUGCGCAAUACGGUAGAUAUUUUCUAUGCCUAAAGGCUGAUAUUAGACGGUAAAACGCAAAAAGAUGUCCACCAUCCCACCAUUGAAUAGUCAUGACUUGCGGAAGUGGCUUGUUUGUUUUCGAUAGUUCUUUGGAACUCAGAAAAAGACUUGAAUCUCAUUGUUAUUGAUAGGUUGUAAAAAUUGUUUGUUGGACCAUAAUAUUUGUAGGUUGUUGGGAUAAUUUUAGUUGUAUAUUACACUGUAUUAGUGUUUGUAAUUGUUGGAGAACCGUGAUAAUAGUGUUUUCAAGUUUUGGAUAUCAUUAUAAAGUGCAAUUUAUCUUAGUUUCUUUUUUACUGUCUAUACUUUUUAAGUGUCUUGGUUGCAUUACAAAACAAAACACCAGCUUCUCUGGGAAUGAUGUUACAAUCACAGGGUAUCAUUUUUGUUUAUUGUGUAGUUUGUUAAGUUUUAGUUUUUCAUAAUAAGUGUAGAGAUAAAAUUACAGUUUUCAUUUUCACUUCAUAUUAUUUUUAACUUUGAAGACUGUACUAAUAUUAAACCAGUGCCAGACAGUAACAGAACCAUUGUUAUAGUGGCUUUACACUUAAUUAAAAUUCACUUUAAACUUAAAACUUAAAAUUCCUAAAUUUAUAAAGUCUUAGGUGGCCACGCUUUCUUUGUUAAACAUACAAUAAAUAAAAAUCCUCCUUUGUUUUAAAUCAAGUUUUAAAACUGUACAUGUUUGUAAGUUUUAGACUUAUUUUGAUUUCUCAGGUGAAAAUCUAGUAGAUUUACUAUUUGUGGAAUGUGGAAAAUGUUAGUCCCAUAAUAUUUUAAUCAUGGUCAAUCACAUUGUCUAAUUACAAACAACACAGUUUAUACUGCUGUUUUGUCAUGUAACAUUUUAUUUUUCUCCCUAAAUGUAUUUCUAAACAAUUUAUUAAUGUUUACAUUCCACAUUUCCCUCCAUUCCAUUUUCAUAUUUUUUCUUUCAUUAUUCUUGUAAUUGAAAUCAAAUUCCAAGUGAUUGAACCAUGUAUAAAAGGUACACUUGUUUUUAUCAAUAAUUUUGUUUUUAAUCUGUCCUGCUUUUUUACUACGCAGUUGGCAGUAAAAUGUAAUAGUUAUGUUUUUAUUUAUUUGAAUAGUAACUCAAGUAAAUUUUAAGUAUUUUUUCUAAUUUUGGUGUAAUUUAUUAAUAUUUUUAAAUAUCUUGUGUGAAAACAAGAGUUCUGAUGCUUUUUGAUGUUAUAAUGUCGUAGGUUAAUACAUUUUCUAGCCUCGUGCUUCCAGAUCUAUAACUGAUCAUGAAUACCGUGGAUGAACAGCAGAAUUGUUAAAUAACAAAAUAAUGUUAGAAUUUAUUGAACUGUGACAUGCCAAAGUUCUGCAAGUUCCCCUCCCACCUGUCCACACUAACCGUCAGUGUUCCAUUCUCUGGCAUACAAUGCGUACUAGACAUUGUAAAACAUUCAUUGUAUGUUAAAGUAAACCUAUGCUUCCAACACUGUAAUGAAUGACUGGAAACAUACCUGCAGUAGGAAUUGGUAUCAGCACCAACAAAAUAUUGGUUGGAUACUUUCUGAACCAGUAGGGAAAGAUUGCAAUCUAAUCGAAAAUUUCUAAAUAUAUGUACUUUGGUCUGUUUUGAUGUGUUCCUUAGAAUCAGUGGACUCUGAAAGGAAAUUUUCAAAGUAAACCUGCUGAUUUUCCUAUACAUUAGCAAUAAUCCUUGGCUUUCAGACCUACAUUUCAAAAUAUUGCAAUGAUUGGAUUUAUCCCAAAAAGUCUAUUUUUUAAUUCUAAAUCGACUCAGUAUAUAGGAUGUAUACAUUGGUAUAGAAAGAUUGUUGUGUAUCGUUUAUAGUGUAAUGUAUUGACUGUGAAAAAUAUUGUGUAAAUCAUUUCUCUCAAACUCUAAAUAGCUUGUGUCUGUCUCUUGUGUAACUUAAUAACAUUAAAUUUCUCUGCCAACAAUAAAAUUAAAGUAUUCUUUAUAAAGCUCUGCAUAUUUUGAGAUAAUAAAAGUAAUGCUAUAGAUGGAUUAUACCGAUAUGUUAUUACAAAUUUAUGUAGGUCAAGGCCAAAGGAUAAUGGAGGACAGUGUGAACAAUAAUAUUACAAAUUAUUAUUUUAGAAUAGAUUUUAGUAUUUGUUUUUUAAUUUUAAAAAGUAAAUCUUGUCUGAUGUGUCUGUUUUUAAUCGUUUAUGAAAGGACAUCUUUAAAAAUUUUGUGAAUGAUGCAAAUUUUAUGUAUUCAGAAAUAAAAUGUGCAUUUUGUUAAAGAAUUUACAAAUUACUUUGAAAGCUUGAUGAAUGAAAUUUGCAUAAGUGCAUUAAAUAGUCAAUCUCAAUCAAUCUACCGAAUGUUGGUGUCUCAUAUCAGAUCUUAGUGCAUUAAAAAGUUUUAUAUGAUUUUUAUUUACUAUUAUUUUUUAUUUUAUUUUAUUUAUAUCCAGUCACUUUACUUCAUUUUCAUUCAAUAUAUUCUAUCUACUUAAGCAAACCAGUAUUUAAAAAGUCCCUGUUAUCUUUUUAAGGGAAGCCCUUCUAUCUUUUGUAGUCCACUGCAAUUAUGUUGCAGUGAAAUUUAGGUAACGGAAUGGAAAAUAAUUAUUGGCUUACUUUUUAGAGCCAAACCUCUUAUUACUUCUAUUACACCUAUGUAAAUAAUAUAUAGAAAACCAUAUAUUAAUAUUAUUAUAGUUUAUAUUUUUCUAUGUUACAUGCAUUGUUUAUCAUGUAUUUGUAUUAAUGGAAUAAAUUAUGGCAUUUUUUUAA
This is a messenger RNA of Homalodisca vitripennis (glassy-winged sharpshooter), 3977 nucleotides long. Its product is annotated as transmembrane emp24 domain-containing protein 6-like. Bases 138 to 818 code for a protein of 226 amino acids. Gene Ontology annotation, cellular component: endoplasmic reticulum; endoplasmic reticulum-Golgi intermediate compartment; COPII-coated ER to Golgi transport vesicle. Lineage: Eukaryota; Metazoa; Arthropoda; Insecta; Hemiptera; Cicadellidae. The record is from RefSeq and is a predicted model, not a curated record. Gene Ontology annotation, biological process: Golgi organization; endoplasmic reticulum to Golgi vesicle-mediated transport; intracellular protein transport. The transcript is spliced from 4 exons.